Molecule: messenger RNA, 1026 nt
Organism: Spodoptera littoralis (African cotton leafworm)
Lineage: Eukaryota; Metazoa; Arthropoda; Insecta; Lepidoptera; Noctuidae
Source: the annotation of a GenBank genome assembly
AUGAAACUACUGUCAAGAUGCAACUUAAUUAAACAUGUCUCUUUUCUACACCGGCCCAAUAUUGUUAAACAUGAAUACGUUGUUGCGGUCAGAGAAUAUGUUACGGUCCUCUCUAGUUCGAGACGAAGGAUAAAACACUUACCAAUCACAUCUUUAUCAUAUUUCCAUUAUUCUGAUGAUAAGAAACCAUUUCUAACCUUUGAGAAAAAGACGGACGCACUGAAGGAUGCGUUUGAACACAAAAAGGUACAGUUUAAAGACACAGAGCACCGUAUUAGACAAAAAGGUGAGGAAUUAGUGAGGGACAUAAAGCAUCAAAGAGAAGUUACUGGCCAGAAACUAAGAGUGAAGAAAGAAUACAUCAUUAAAGACUUACUCGAAACCAAAGCAAAGGUUAAGGAAAGAUUUGAAGAAGUUGUAGAGAAAGAGAAUGUCCUCACAAUACCAAAUAUUUUAUGUUUUACAAGAAUAGCCCUCUCACCUUAUCUAGGAUACACAAUAAUCCAUGAUGACUACAAUGUUGCUCUUGGGUUGUUAGUUUUUGCUGGUGUCACUGAUCUGUUGGAUGGAUGGAUAGCCAGAAAUUGGAAGGGCCAAUCAACGAAAAUGGGCUCAUUCUUAGAUCCAAUGGCAGAUAAAGUUCUAGUUGGCACUCUAUUCAUAUCUCUGACCUACCAGAACUUGAUACCUCUGUCACUGACACUGCUCAUAGUCAGCAGAGAUGUUGCGUUGGUCACAGCUGCCUUUGUCAUCAGAUAUAUGAGUUUACCACCACCUAGAACACUAAGCCGGUACUUCGACGUGACUCACGCCACGGCGCAGCUCGCUCCUACAUUUAUCAGCAAAGUUAACACUGCUAUACAGCUUUUACUAGUGGGCACAACAUUAGCAUCUCCUGUGUUCGGCUUUGUGGACCACCCAGCACUACAAGCUCUGUGCGGAGUGACCGCAGCGUCAACUGUAGUGUCAGCCAUCAGUUACCUAGUUAGUAAGGACACAUACAAAUUUUUGAAGAAUAAGUCCUGA